ACACCAAAAUCAAUCGGUAACCGAUGGUCUGACUCUGAAUCAACGUAGGCUGUGGGCCACCGAAAGAGUAUAGUGGUCAUUGGUCCGAUUUUAACAACAGCUGAUACUUAUGAUGUGAUCCACCCUUUUUCACAGGUUGGAUGUUCUACACAACUGACCCAUUCCCGCAAAAUCAAACGCACUGUAUGUGAAAGCGAACACGCCUUUAACCAAUUAUUACUAUAGAAUUAUAGAAUGUUAGUAUAGAGAAGCGCAACGUACACGAAAUUUAAGUUUAAGAUGGGUUAGAUUAGAAUAUGUACGUCAUUUUAGCCAUCGAAAUCAAUACACUUGAUCAGGCACGUAUAUCAAGUCUUAAUCUUCACCACAGUAACAAUAAAGCAAUGGAGAUGAGUGAAUCAUGUGGGGCCCAAUAUCCCGUAUAUAAACUCAGCUUAGUGUAAGUGUAUACAUCCACCUCCAUAAUCACAUCAUCAGAUCAUCCAUACACUCCUCAGCUAACACCAUGGCUUCCUUAACCAAAUCUUUCUUCUUAGCCUUGUUCAUAUUGGGAGUCUGGGCUUCUCAAGCCAUGGGCCGCACUCUACAGGAAGUGUCUAUGUCUGACAGGCACGAGCAAUGGAUGGCUCGAUAUGGUCGCACAUACAAGGAUGCAACUGAGAAAGAGCUUCGUUUCAAGAUAUUCAAGGACAAUGUGGAAUUCAUAGAAUCCUUCAACAAUGCCGGGGACCGAUCUUACAAGCUAAGUGUAAAUGAAUUUGCAGACCAAACCAACGAGGAGUUCAGGGCUACCCGUAAUGGAUUUAGGCCCACUCAAACAAGAGUACCGAGAGCCAAGUCGUUCAUGUAUGAGAACGUGACUAUGCCAGCUAGUAUGGAUUGGAGAAAGAAAGGCGCUGUAACCCCAAUCAAAGACCAAGGACAAUGUGGAUGUUGCUGGGCAUUCUCAGCGGUAGCAGCCACGGAAGGGAUUACACAACUCAAGACAGGGAAGUUGCUUUCUUUAUCUGAGCAAGAGGUGGUGGAUUGUGAUACCAAAGGUGAGGAUCAAGGCUGUGCAGGAGGUUUCAUGGACGGCGCCUUUGAUUUCAUUCAACACAACAGAGGACUUACAACAGAAGCCAAGUACCCCUACAUGGCAGUUGAUGGCACUUGCAACUCCAAGAAGGAAGCCAACCCUGUGGCCAAGAUCAACGGUCACCAAGAUGUUACGGCCAACAGUGAGAAAGCUCUGUUGAAGGCUGUGGCUAACCAACCCGUUUCUGUUGCAAUUGAUGCUAGUGGAUCUGCCUUCCAGUUUUACUCAAGCGGUGUAUUUACAGGAGAUUGUGGUACUGAACUAGACCAUGGAGUGACGGCUGUGGGAUAUGGGAUGACAGAUGAUGGGACUAAGUAUUGGAUAGUGAAGAAUUCAUGGGGAACUUCAUGGGGUGAAGAAGGAUACAUAAUGAUGGAGAGGGAUGUUGGUGCUAAAGAAGGGAUAUGUGGUAUUGCCAUGAUGGCUUCUUAUCCCACCGCUGCUUAAUCCUCACUAGCUGCAUGUAUCAUGCUUGUUUAUCCCAUGCUUUGAUCAUAAAAGUAUUAUGAAGAAAUGUAGAAAUGUGUAGCUUCUUUAUGUAAUUCUCAUACAUGUAAUAGGUUACUUCCAU
Messenger RNA from Magnolia sinica, 1649 nucleotides. RefSeq names its product senescence-specific cysteine protease SAG39-like. Gene Ontology annotation, molecular function: cysteine-type endopeptidase activity. Gene Ontology annotation, cellular component: lysosome. The transcript has 2 exons. NCBI's taxonomy places the organism in Eukaryota, Viridiplantae, Streptophyta, Magnoliopsida, Magnoliales, Magnoliaceae. Bases 506 to 1525 code for a protein of 339 amino acids. The record is from RefSeq and is a predicted model, not a curated record.